Molecule: messenger RNA, 1651 nt
Organism: Pseudo-nitzschia multistriata
Lineage: Eukaryota; Bacillariophyta; Bacillariophyceae; Bacillariales; Bacillariaceae
Source: the annotation of a GenBank genome assembly
CCCACUUCGCUUCGUCCCCAAAAAGAUUUAUCGUGAGAUUUAAAUCGCUCUCAAAAAAGGGCAAGACACUCAUGGUCAUGCAACUCCUGACCGCGACGAUGCUUUUUGGAAGCGUCGGCAGAAGCGCAUACGUGAGGCACAAUCAAAUGAAAAAUGGAAUGGUUGGUCCUCCGAUCGAAAUUUCUUACAGCAAUUUUUUGGAUCUCGUUGAAAAUUCCGGUAAAACAACGAAAGGGGUGACCUCACCGACCGUAGAUAAUAUGCGAAUCAGUCCCGAAAGAAUAGCUUACCGCUUGACGAAAGAAUCACCAAAUGGCACUGGUGAAAAUCCCUCAGUCACACAACUUUCUUGUUACACCAACAAAGUUGCGGCAUCUCCUGAGUUGGUCGACACCCUUCGCGAAAGCAACAUCCCAUUCACGGCAGCAAAUCGCAAGCGCACAAACACGGUAGUUGUUGCCGCCAGGACUGCCAUUCUCGGUUUUUACAUGUUGAUUUUGUGGAGAAUGUACAAGACAUUUAGCGGACAAGCAAAUGGCUCUGGGGAUGUUCCAGGAAAAGUUGCAAACAAAAAUUCUCUUCCUCUAGCGUCAUUCAAUGACAUUCAGGGGAUAGAUGAUGCCAAACAAGAAGUGAUGGAACUUGUAGACACGUUAAGAAAUCCAGGAAAAUAUGCUAUUCUUGGUGCACGAGCACCUACAGGUCUUCUGUUGGAGGGUCCACCAGGUGAGUCACGCAAAUCAAGUAUAAAUUGCAAGUUUUAUCUUGAGCUGGACAAUUCACAUUGAUGUUUUUGAACUCGAUUAUAGGAACGGGGAAGACAAUGUUGGCCCGGGCCACAGCAGCGGCCGCAGGGGUUCCUCUUAUUUACGCUAGUGGCAGUGAUUUUGUGGAGAUGUUUGUUGGACGAGGAGCUGCCAGGGUUAGAAAACUGUUUGAGCGAGCGAAUCGAAUGGCUCCCGCUAUUAUCUUUAUUGAUGAACUAGAUGCAUUGGGAAAGUCGAGAGAUGCGGGAAAUUCAAUGAUGGGGAACCGUGGGAAUGACGAGGCCGAACAAACCUUGAAUCAGCUUCUAGCGUGCAUGGACGGAUUGGACUCRACGCGUAGGGUUUGUGUGCUGGCAGCUACAAAUCGAAAAGAAGUUUUGGACACCGCUUUGAUCCGGCCUGGUCGAUUCGAUCGAAUCGUCAAGCUACAACUUCCCGAUGCAGUAGGGAGGGAAAAUAUUCUACGAAUUCAUGCUUCGAAAUUGCCGGGAUUUCAAGAAUGCCAAGGUGUUGACGAUCAGCGACCGAACUCGUUGGGAUUGGGCGAAAAGGUAGACUUAUCUGCAGUGGCAGCAGUGACAAGUGGUUUCAGUGGUGCAGAAUUGGAGUUUUUGGUCAAUGAAUCUGCAAUUCGUGCUGUUCGUCGAGUGAGUUCCUCUCUGAGAAGAGGUGCCUCGGAUUCAUCAAUCACUUCUCACGUCUGCGCUGAAGAUUUCGAAGAAAGCUUGAAAAACUUUUUUGCCACCCGCAGACCUAAAGGCACCAACGUGAACGAAAUUUUCAAAAACGUUUGGAACGCCAGCGCCUAGAUUUAAAAGUCAGAAAUUGAAUAGUAGAGGACAUGUUCGUAGGCAACAAUUUUAAAAUAAAAAGGCGCACACAGG